Molecule: messenger RNA, 3067 nt
Organism: Dreissena polymorpha
Lineage: Eukaryota; Metazoa; Mollusca; Bivalvia; Myida; Dreissenidae
Exons: 5
Coding region: 96-1208 (370 amino acids)
Biological process (GO): proteolysis
Molecular function (GO): cysteine-type endopeptidase activity
Source: RefSeq, a predicted model, not a curated record
UAUAUAUAAAUAGACUGACGAGAUCCACAGCGUGUUAUCGAUUUAAAAUUCUCACGCAAGGUUUAAACCUCACGACGAAUACAUAAACUGUGUAAAUGCCUGUAGCGAAACUAUAUCGCAAGCGCAUAUAUAUAUGUCCUAGUUUUGAUUUGCUACCGUGCUUCAAGCCAACAUACGAAAUACUGGAAACCCAACUUUGGGAAAUGACCCACAUACAAGGUGAUGCUGUCAUUAUUGUGAACAUUGGUCGAGAAGGAAGUGCGACAGGGUCUUUUCCUUAUCGUGAAGGGGCAAAGAAAGAAAAAGAUAACCUUAAGAAAGUAUUUGUUGAGCGUUUUAAGUUUAAACAUCUGAAUCAAGAUAUUCUUAACGAUGAUCUUUCAUUGAAAGAAUGGCAUUGCGGUUUCAGCAUAGGCCAGCAAGGCAAUACAACGAAUUGCAAAAAAUGCAUCAUUUGUCUAAUCGCGGCUGAAGCUGACCCACAGUCUAAAUAUUUCGUUCUUGCUAUAACCUCUCAUGGUUUCACGAGUGACGGUGAGCAGUUUAUAUUGAUGCGCGACGGGGAGACAUUUCUGGCAUUAAAAGACGUCAUCGCCACUCUAAAGUCCUGUCAGAACCUAGCUGAAAAGACUGUCAUUAUAAGUAUAGAAGCUUGCAGGGCUGCCAGGAACGCAAAAGACGCUGUUGAUCCAGGACUGCAGUUAGUUGUUAAGAAAGGAAAAACUCCCACUCAAUUAGGACAUCAAGCGUCCACCAAUGUAUCAGUUGUACCAACGGGACCAGAGAAAUCAACCGACCACAUUGCCUUUCUUCUGGACCUUCCAGAAAACUUCGUUGUCAUCAAUGGAACAACUGCCAACAGACUAUCCUACCGUGACGUUGAGUGUGGUUCCUGGUUUGAAGACGCCCUUCAAGAUGAAAUAGAGAAACUAGUGAAGGCCAAGGAAACAGAGACCAUGGAAGUCAAUUUCUUAAAACUCCUUACAACGACAGCGUGGAAUGUUUCACAGCGAGAAGCGGGGUCAGUUACAGGCGACAUGUCCAGAUUGCGAAUAACUCAACCAUCUGAUUCUUUUCUCGUAACACAAGGCCAACCAGAAAUAUCUGCCUCUGUCAAUGUUGUCGCCGACCGUUGUGCCACUCCAGGUUCAAAAUGCUGCAUACAGAUUGUACAUCGCCUCACGAAGCCAAUCAAGCUUAGAUUGUAGAUUAAAUAUGUUGUUAGAUGUGCCGCACACAUAUUUUUGAAUACUGAAUUAUUCUAUAUUCACUCAUAGCACAAUCAAAAAUUGUGUUCACCAAAGGUAAUAGUCCCCUACCGGUUUCACCGGAGGGGACUUAUGGUUUGCGUUCUGUGUGUCCGUCAGUCCGUGUGUCCGUAAGUACGUGUGUCCGUAAGUCCGUGAGUCUGUCACACUUUUCUGGACCCUGCGAUAACUUUUAAAGUUCUUAAUAUGUUUUCAUGAAACUUGUUAUAUAAAUAUAUGGCAAUAUGGACACUAUGCACGUCAUUUCAUUUUGUUCCUACGUCAAAAAUUCUGGUUGCUGUGGCAACAAAUAUAUAUAUAUAUAAAUCUGGCAAUGGUGGAGCCGGUAGGGGACAUAUAUUGCUUGGCAAUAGUCUUGUUUUGUUUGAUUUAUUAUUUAUUAGGGAUUGAAAUCACCGAAAGCUUACAACAUUUACUUUUGAAAAGGAUAUUGUAAAUAUACACUUUAAUUUCUUGUCAUAGAGUAUGAUGUUGAAUUACAAAACGAUUCUUGUUAAACUGAUAUUAUAAAUUUUAAUUAAUUGUAUCAAAACUGUCUUGUUGAAUGUUAGCACCAGAUUUUUCUUUUAAUAUAAGUUGCAAUUAUGAGUUUGAUUUGUUUGAUAGGACAUGAUAUACAAUACCGUUAAAUUUAUGAAUGGAGUUUCGAUUCACUAAUUUUCGCGGAGGUCUGCCUUCUGCGCUUUAAUGCGCUCCCGCCAUUGCGCGACUGUAUGACCAUCGCGAAUAUUUAUCGACUUUACGAUUAGUUAGAUGGUUCAUCCCUAUAAAGGAGUUCACCGUUCUCAAUAUUUCCUAUAGUUGAAUGUUUGAGUUAAUAAGAAAGUGUAGCAUUUGUAUCGUAUUCAAACUUUGUAAUUUUGUUUUUAUAGUUGAAAUAAAAAUAUCCAAAUGAGUAUACGAACACCAAUUUUGCUAGUGCUUCACAUUUUAAAAUACGUUAACAACUGAUAUGUUAACAUUUUGGCUACAUUUAUUCGUAAUAUUUCUCUUUGUUCUGCCUUAAACCAGAAAGAUUGCUUACAUUUACAACCGCACGUUCUUAACGUGGAAUGGGCGUUUUUUAAUAGGUUGUAGUUCCGAGAACCAACCUUUACGUCUGUAAACAUAUUUGUAUUUAUGGCUACAAAUGAUUUUAAAAAUUAAUAUUAUGAUACAUUGAGCGAAGACUUCGCGCGCACCAUUUUGGAUUUUAAUUUUAAGACGGAAUUCAAUAAACAAAAAAUUAUCAGUCUGACAUGAUGUGAUAAACAUAUCUGGGUUACGUUUAAUGGAUUAUUCAUAUUAAAACUGGUCCACUUGUGAAAACUAGGUCAUAACUACACAUUCGUUUAAGAAACUAUGACGCAUUGUGUCUGUCAUGCAGGCAUGAUAUUUUGUAUUUUUACCAUGACUGUGCCUGAAGCUUACACAAACCCGUUGUUGAUGUCUUGUAAUUUGAUGCAAUAGUGUUGUAUACACGCAUUAACGUUAUAACUGUGUGCUUUGUGAUGGUAGUUUUUUCACUUUACACUUUUACCGUAAAUACCGUACAUGGUCAUGCUUUAGUUCGUGAUUUUAUAUGAUAAAUCACAAUCUCAUGAAUAUUACAUAUGCAAUUAAAAUUUAAAUGUAUAUUCCUUGAGAAUAUGUGAAUAUUGCAUAUUUUGUUUUAUAGGCUGUGUACAGAUGUUAUCAUUGUGUGGCAAAUAUUGUUAUCUUUGAUAUUUUAACCGAUAUGUAUUUCUAUUCAAUUAUUAUGCUAUCAUGUUGUUAAAAACUAUGAGAUGUAUCACGUUAAAUAAAAAAAUAAAAAUUGA